AAAACAUUGAGGAUGGACAAUCCUUACCCUUCGAAUUGUCCUCCUCGGAGGCCGUUUAGGCUUUGGACUGAUCUUCCGAUGGAGGAGAGAGUGCAUGUUCAAGGUAUUCCAGGUGGUAACCCUAGUUUGUUCGGUGGGUUGUCGUCGGUUUUCAGCCCCGAGUUAUGGAAGUGUACUGGGUAUGUGCCCAAAAAGUUCAAUUUUCAAUAUAGUGAGUUCCCUUGUUGGGAUGAGAAGCUGGAUGUUGAUAGGAAAUCCGCAGAAGAAAAUGGAAAUCCUGUUGAUAAAGGGGCCGGUGUCUUAUUCUCGUUGUCGAAAGAGAAUGCCUUGCAUACUCCUGUGGCUACUUUGUCUUGCAUGGAAAAACAAGUUGAUGAAGAUGGCUCCAACUGGUUGGCACAUUCGCAUGAUAUGCAGAGGCGUGACUGUGAAGAUGUUGAUGUUAGGCAGCCACAGAAUGAUGUGAAGAAGGAUAGAAGUUUGCUUCAUCCUAUUGUAGUUCAUUAUGGUAAACGUAAGAAAGAAGACCUGGGGACGGCCAAAGAUCGAAGUGGAAAGAAGAAAGCCAGGACUGGUGAUAGAGAGGCAGAUUCAAAGAAGAAAGCUGCACAUGCCCCCAAAUCUGUAUCCACAGAACCAACUGAUGCAAAACGAUUGGAAUUUUGUGAAGUCAGAGCUUUUAAGGGUCAAAAGAUUGAUGCUCAAGGUUGCAAGAAUGGAAAUUCAUGUGAUAAUCACCUUGUGGACAAAGAUGUUGGCAAUUGUAAGAACAACCUAGCUUUUGCUGAGGAACCUUCAGAAGCCUUAUCAUCUGAUGUGGGGAGAUAUAAUUCUUCUAAUGAAGCAAGACCAAAAGAAGACAGGGUGGAGCAUCAAGUUCCUGUUAGGAUUGAGGGUUUUCCUAAAACUGACGAUUUUGUGGCGUCAUCAUUAGAUCACAAUGGGAGUGCUGCCAUUAAAGAAGAGGUUGUUGGUAAUGCACUUGAUAAUAUGAAUGAUAAGGGGGAAGUUUCUAGAAGUAGUGGCCUUGACUUGCAGAAAACAGAGCAUCUUGUUGAAGAUCAGGCAACGACUGCACCCAAAGGCAAGGAAAAUCAUUAUUUGCAAGAAAUAAAUGUUGAGAUGUCUCCAAGUUCCUUACAGCCUGAAGUCAAAGUGAAAGCAGAAGUCGAACUUGAUAAUACUACAGGGGUCUCUAUUGUGACACUGUCACCUCCUAAUGAUGUAAAAUUGGAUGGCGUGAAUCCCUUGGCCCAACAUGUAGGGAUUUCUGCUGAUCAAUUGUCUGAAAAUUCUAAAAUGGAUGAUGAUGCCACAGCUAGUUUGCAAUUCAGUGUCCAUAAAGUGCAAGAUACUGACAGGUUUAUGGCAAAAGUUGGUGAUUCACAAGCAGAUGGAGCUGAUGCAUCAGUCAAUGAUCCCUAUCAAGCUAUAUGUCAUUUGUCAGGCGCAGAAAGUUCCAUGGCGGUGUGGAAAAGUUCUUCUGAAUUGAAAUAUGGUUUAAGACCUGCUGAAGAGACAUUGAAAUCAGGGAGCACAGUCUUAUGUCCUCCAGCAAAAUCCAGUCCGAUUAAAAUGGUAGUAUCCAUGGGAAAAUCCUCUCCAACUUUGUCGGCCAAUUUGAUUUCUAAAUCCUCGGUUUCUGAUAGACGUAGGCCUGUAAGUGUUCAAAAUCAUAAUUCUAGUGCUAAACAGCAGGGAACGUAUGAUGGCAGUGUCAGUAGUAAGAAAGACAAUGCCUUGAAUGAUUUGGUUAGAGAUGGAGAUAGUUGUGAAAGGGCAAAAAAAAAUGUGAAAGAGUAUUCAAAAACUUCUGUCAGUUCUAUACCGAAAACAGCACACUCAAUCAAGUUCUCACAUGCUUCUGUAUCUAAGAAAACCUUGUCUGAUUCAAAGCAUCCUUUGGUUUCUUCAUCUUCUAAAGCAUCAUCAGCCCAGAACAUUGCAGCUGCUCCGGACUAUCGAGAGUUGGGCUGUUCAUCGCAAACUGAUAGUGCUUCGCAUGUACAAAAUAAGAGUACAGCCUCAAAUUUACCCCACAGAGGUGAAAAAACUAACCAGUUAAAUUGCCAGCCAUCAUCCAAGAUGAACCAUGCAGCACCAAUGCACCCGCCUGCUCCUUCAAACUCCCCUGCUACACUGAGCGAUGAAGAGGUGGGACUGAACUAG
This is a messenger RNA of Ilex paraguariensis (yerba mate), 2169 nucleotides long. Lineage: Eukaryota; Viridiplantae; Streptophyta; Magnoliopsida; Aquifoliales; Aquifoliaceae. The record is from the annotation of a GenBank genome assembly.